CUCCACUGUUGUUUUCAGAUUCCCCCGUGAACAAACACUGCUCAGACUUUGAACUAUUCGCCUCUACGAUGAAGCUCAGAUGGUUCAAGGAUGUUCUCCAAGUGCUCCCCAAGCGCACUGCAAGGACUUGAACACGAAUUGGCUCUCUUCCGCAUGGUUUUACCUAUUUGCGUCCUCACGCUCCGUUUGACUUCGGCCGGAAUCGGGAUCUCAAGAGGAGCGCCAAACUUGUAGAGAACCACCUGGAACGCAAAGCUUCCCGGAUUGCGUCAAGCCCAUCUUUCCAUCCAAGUGAACCCAAAACCAAGAUCUCUCAUCUUUGAACGACUGCAAUCCACAAAAUGUCCUUCGUCCAACCGGCCACCGUUUCUAAUGUGCUGUCUUAUUGCUCGAGGAGUCUUCCAGAUUAUCCGACCCAACUUCAUGGAACCUCUUUAAAAGUAUCUGAACGCCUGGUGACGUCUUCGAAGCUUUGUAGAACGAUCUUGUCGACCUUCUCCUCGGGUGGACUUCCAAAUUAGGAAAAUUGCCAUCUUGGAACAAGGGACGGGUUUAUGCGCGCAUGUUAUGCAGGGGACUGGUCGCUACUAGUGGGAUCGGGUCUGAACUACUCUUUGCGCUAGCAUGGGCCGCGAUGACGGCGUCACGUAGCACAUGCUGGCGCUCUUUUCCCUCGUGCGCGCUUUGUGCUGCGUCUCCAAAGAAAAGGCUGGGGUUGGAGUUUUGCCGUCAAGCUCUCAAGUAAAGGACUUUUGGAGACCGAGGACGCAAGAUUCUGUCAAUAUAGAUUUCAACAGCUGGAUAUCAUCGCGGGGCAGACGGUCGCUUCUUGACUGGUACGAGAUACCCUGUCGGCAAAAUCAAGCCCUGUGGUGCGGGAGUGGGUCUGCAGACAAAAAGCUAUGAGCCUCGGUCAGACAUUAUGCAGCGUCGCUGAAUAAUGGCGAGUGCAAGAAGUCGGUCCAAUCUGCAGUGCAUUGUCUCUUCGACUCAAGUGCCCGGCGUAUCACAUAAGCAAUCAAACACGCACCCAGUUUCGAUCAGCGAACUUUCCUUGCCUCCUUCAUCGACGGUGUGCUCCCUCCACAUCCGUUGACAGCAGGAAGUUAUCCGGCGCUUUACGCUUUAUAGCAUCAAUGCCAGGCCCUGAUCCCGCGGACGAGGCCGCUUUGGCGAUGCCACCACCCUCGACGAUCCCCCGGGCGACCGCACGGCCCAGCACCCGCGUCCGAACCCGCAAAAUGACACCCGAAGCGACGAACAUCCGCAGGCAUCUCGACCCGUACACGCUGAUGUUCCCGCCGAGCGCGGAGAUGAUGAAGGCUCUGUUGCAAUACGGGUACACCAAAGCGCAGAUCAAGCAGGCGUGGAUGCUCCCCUCGCCGGACCAGCAUCCGAUCGCCCCUUCUCCCGUCCCAGCCCCCGCCACUCCGGCCCUCGUUGCAGCAGCACCUCCUGCCGAGGCUGCCACGGAACCAGUGGCCGAAGCUGUCGCUCCAAAGGCGAAGAAGAGCCGAAAGCGAAAGGCUCGCGCGAUCGACGCAGACACCAGCGCAGAACUCGAGCAGGGCCCAGCGAAGCGGGUGAAUACCCAAGCUGAAGAUGCAGAGGCCGAACGCCAUCGCUCAAUUCAGAACAACAUGACGUUUUGUCUCGACUCCUCGCUGAAUGUCAUCCAUGGACCGGCUGUUGCUGCUGUGCCACCGCCUCAAGAGAUGGGAACGGCAAACGAAAUGGGCUGGGAGACAGCACCGCUUGAGCACGCUGCUCCUGCUCCUGCUCCUGCUCCUGCUCCUGCCCCCGCUCAGAAGAAAGACAAGGGCAAGGGAAGAGCCAUCGACAAUCCACCGGCCAUCGUUUCGGCCCCGGUGGUCGAGAAACCCCUCAAGCGGCAGCGUCGAGUGAAGCAGCCCAAGUACAUUCUGUUUAAGAUCUUCCUGUGUGCGCUUUGCUUAUUCCCUUCCAGCGCCGUUGCUGGUCCUUCGCGUCAAGUUGAGGUGCCGUCAGCUAGCGGCUCCUCGCUCGUGAUGCCGGCUUUCCAGCCUCAGCAAUACCCGGACUGGAAUGCCUACCCAACUGCGAAUAUGGACCCUGCUGGAUACUAUGCUCAGUAUGACCCAGUCUCGGGACCCAGCGCCGGCUAUGGUCCGCAGUCUAGCUAUGCUCAAUAUGUCGACCCCGAGGCUGGCGCUACUGCAUCUUACUCGACAGACAAUUUGGCUGGCACUUCCCAGGCCUAUCAAGGCCUCACGGUAGACCCGUCGUUGGUCAACCCGGAGGCAGGCAUCGUUCCUCUUCCUCCCUACGUCGACUACAGCGCCACGAAUGCACAAGCACAAGCCUGCGAGGGUUUCGACCAGCUGGACUCGACCGGACAACCACUCGACGAUAUCACGAACGAGUUCUUGCUGCGCUCUGGACUGAUUCAGCCGGACUACAUGGGUGCGAUGACUGGGGAGGACUACAUCGAGGACCUCCAGGACGCCCAGUUGGCCCAUCGUUCCCGCGAGUUAUUCGGGCUCUUCAAAAUCUCCUAAAUGCCUCCGAAGUGAAAAGAUUCACAUCCAUCCUCCAUUUACGCAACGCCCUUAUUCGUAUAUAUACAUUCUUCACACUGUUCUGAUACUCUCUCAUCUGCCUCUCGUCUGUAUUUGUACCUUAUGCUUGUUUUGUGACUAGAUGGUGUAUACACUGUAGAUGUACCA
Mycena citricolor is the source of this 2705-nucleotide messenger RNA. NCBI's taxonomy places the organism in Eukaryota, Fungi, Basidiomycota, Agaricomycetes, Agaricales, Mycenaceae. The record is from the annotation of a GenBank genome assembly.